AUGGCCUGUACAAAAGAUUACAGCGUCGAUAUGAAGGAUUUAUUAAGUUUGCAAAAACUAGUAAUUCCCACCAAGCCGGAAGUCAAAUGUUUAUUGGCAUGUGCCUAUAAGGACGCUGGAACUAUGAAUAGCAAAGGAUUAUACGAUCUUGAAGCAGGUUAUAAAAUUGCGGAAAUGAUGAAAAAUGGAGAUGAAAAAAGGUUGGAAAAUGCAAGGAAAUUUGCAGAUAUAUGCGCAAAAGUAAAUGAUGAGGAAGUCAGUGAUGGAGAGAAGGGGUGUGAGAGAGCUGUACUUAUAUUUAAAUGUGUUAAGGAAAAUGCUCCAAAGACUACAGUGCUUCAAGGAUCAUUUGGUCCGUGGCAGGAAAACAGAACUAACACCGCCAUCUUGUAUUGUAAAGCGUCACUGUUGGGAAAGGUGGGAUUUGAUGUUUGUUGUGGAUAUUUCGUGCCUUUAUUUCAA
Molecule: messenger RNA, 462 nt
Organism: Brenthis ino (lesser marbled fritillary)
Lineage: Eukaryota; Metazoa; Arthropoda; Insecta; Lepidoptera; Nymphalidae
Source: the annotation of a GenBank genome assembly